AAAUUGCAGAAGAAGCAGCAGCAGCAGGAGCGGGUGAGGACAACCAAGUCGAAGAAGAAAAAGGAGGACCGCAAAACAUUGCUUUUAAUUUAAGUCACAAGUUGUCAUGCGUAUAGCCUACUUAGUAUGAUAGGAGGGAAGUUCCCUUAUAACAGUGCCACACUGUUACUAUCUGUGUCCCACACUCUCCACGACACCUCUGCCAUUUUAUUAAUGCUAUUUGCGCAUUAAACUGUAACUAAACAGUUAGAGAAGUCAACUAUAGUGGCGCGACUUUGUUAAAAAUGGAUAUAUCCGAGUCGUUAAUGAAUCCGUAUGGGACUCUUUCCUAGAUUUAUAGUUCAAAUGAGUCGACAGCAACACAGUAUCGGCGGCAAUAAAUGUCAGAUGUUUUUCUAGGACGAGUAAGAAAACGCCAUGGCAGACAGAAGGACUUUCAACGUUGUGAUUUUGGGUGUGGGAUUUUUGUUCAUUUUUACUGCCUUCACCACCUGUGGGAACAUUGAACAAACAGUGGUGAAAAGCCUGCAGAAUGACACUUUCACUGGGAGUGGGUACCACAGUCUUGGAAUCAUCUAUGGGGUCUUUUCGUUCUCCAAUUUACUUUCACCAACAGUUGUUGCAGUAAUUGGACCAAAAAUUACUAUGUUUUUGAGUGGCCUACUUUACAGUGGGUACAUUGCUGUGUUCAUCAUCCCUUCAACAUGGUCCUUUUACUUGACCUCUGUACUGAUCGGCAUAGGAGCAGCCAUGCUCUGGACAGCUCAAGGGUACUUUCUGGUGGAAAACUCAGAGGCUUCCACCAUCAACAGGAACACAGGGAUGUUCUGGGCUCUCUUACAGUGCAGCAUGCUGUUUGGCAAUCUUUACAUUUAUUUUGAAUGGAAUGGAAGAACAGAAAUACCAGACAGCAGCAGGAAAAGCAUUUUUCUGUCCCUGCUGGUCGCCUCCGUACUCGGUACACUCAGCUUCCUGGUGUUGAGAAAGAGCCAUCAUGAACAGGAGAUGCUCUCUGAAGAGGAAGGGCAAUCACUGCUCUCAACUCGCAUGAUGUAUAAGCACAGAGCAAACACUGCCAUGCAGGAUGCCAAGUCAGAAUUCAAAACCAUCCUACAACUUCUGAAGGCUAAAUCUAUACUGCUCCUGAGUCCCUGCAUGGCAUACAGCGGCCUGGAGCUAUCUUUCUACAGUGGAGUGUAUGGGACGUGUAUUGGAGCAACUACACAAUUUGGAGAAGCAGCUAAAGGCUUGAUUGGGAUCUCUGGGAUUGUGGUAGGCAUUGGAGAAAUUGUGGGUGGAGGCUUGUUUGGAUUGUUGUGUAAGAAUAAUCGUUUCAGACGGACCUCUGUGGUGUUUCUGGGAAUGGUUGUCCAUUUCGUUGCUUUCUAUUUGAUCUUCCUCAACAUCCCAGAUGAUGCCUCUGUCGUCUUUAAUACCACUACCCAAAAGAAGCCAUAUCUAACUCCAAGUGUAUCAAUUGCCCUGCUGUGCAGCUUCUUGCUUGGACUUGGGGACAGUUGUUUCAACACACAGCUCUACAGCAUAUUAGGCCGUAUUUAUGCUGAACAAAGCACGCCUGCUUUUGCCAUCUUCAAAUUCAUCCAGUCUGUUUUUGCAGCAGUGGCGUUCUUCUACAGCGGUUACCUCCUGUUGAUGUGGCAGCUCCUGCUGAUGGUCAUCCUGGGCUUCACUGGAACACUCUGCUUCUUCGUCGUGGAGAGGAUGCAGAACUUCUCUGUAGAUUUGCAGGAAUAUUAGAAGGAAGACAUUUUCUGUAUCAGCAAUGAUUGUUUUGUGGGGCAAUCCGGUAUCUUUCAUUUCAUGAGGGGUUAUUUUAAAAUUUCUUUUUAGUAUAAUGCACUGAAGGUCACAUUUGGAUAACAUUUACACUCAAAAUUGUUGACACAACUGAAACCAAGUUGCCUUAAGAAAACUUUUGAAUAGCAUUACAUGGUUAUUAAUCAGCCUGGAUUGUAGGCUACCUUGCACAUCUUCUGUUCUAAUUACCAGACAAUACACAGUAUCAUCGUUAAUCAUUAACAUUAUUUUUCUACUGCAUCAUUGCACUGUUGGUCUUACUGUAGGAUUUAAAAAAUAACCACUCACCUUAUCUCAUACUUAUCUGCAUUGCUUCCAGCUCAGGUUUGUUAUUAAAGACAAAAGUCACAUUGCUGAAAAUAUUUUAUGCAUCUGUGUUACUUUAUAACUUUUAAAGCUGUUUAUAGUUUGUCAGAAUGAUUGACAGUUUGAUACAAUUAGAUGAGAGAAAAGAAUGCAAUAUUGUUCCUGUCAUGUUUCAGAAAAAUGUUAACUAAUUAAUGCCUGACAAUCAUUGUUCUUAACUUGUUUUGUGUGAAUAUUUGAUGAAUAAAGUUCUUUGCAUUUUCA
Siniperca chuatsi (mandarin fish) is the source of this 2388-nucleotide messenger RNA. Its product is annotated as UNC93-like protein MFSD11. The record is from RefSeq and is a predicted model, not a curated record. The coding region runs from base 418 to 1758 and encodes 446 amino acids. Lineage: Eukaryota; Metazoa; Chordata; Actinopteri; Centrarchiformes; Sinipercidae. The transcript has 13 exons.